Messenger RNA from Fusarium keratoplasticum, 1890 nucleotides. RefSeq lists its product as uncharacterized. The record is from RefSeq and is a predicted model, not a curated record. The transcript has 3 exons. Lineage: Eukaryota; Fungi; Ascomycota; Sordariomycetes; Hypocreales; Nectriaceae. Bases 1 to 1890 code for a protein of 629 amino acids.
AUGCCUCCCACCAGCCACCAGCCAGAGAAAGGUCAUGCUGGGUCUGAGCCCCAUUCUUUCGAGCCUCUCGACAGCCGUUCUGGCCUUCCUCCCGUUCUCGAUGCUAUCCUCCAGGUUGGAGACGAAGGCGAGCAACUCGACCGAAGCUUGAGGUCGGCCCUGAGCCAGCGGUCUGCCCGAGAACAACACCGGAUACGAUCCUUCGCUCACAGCCUCUGCCAUCAUUUCGACAGCCUGUGCGGGAACGCUCUGAGCCCGGUGAUCCAAGAAGUCGACGUCGAAUAUAGACAGAGUCAUGAACAACCUGACGGCAGCGAUGUCAGAGUCCGAGGUGGUGUUGCGUUUGGAUCUGCCACGAGGCCUCCGAGCUCUAUUCAGCCAGCACACAUUGCCGAGAAUGAGGAUAACAGCAUCGUGCUCAAUAGAUGCAACAGGCUGUCGAGCAGCGACACACACCCACGCGCAGUCCACAAGCAGUCCUCCUUUCAGCCAACCGACGGUGGAAGUUCGCUGCCAAUCCACGUUGAAAAGGUGGAUGAGGGAGACACAUUGACUUCCGAACCUUUCUGUACCGCGAUUUUCAUGCCCAUCAACGUGGCGCCCAGAAUCGAAACCAUGCCUCCUGAAACGACACCCUCCCCGACCAACCCCGCAAGAGAAACGUCCCAAAGGCUGAUAAACUAUAUCGAGCGGGGCUGCCUUUGCCUUUUGGAUCAGCCCAUGGAUGACUUCAUCCAUGGCAGUCACGAGCAGGUCCGGCUUUCCAGUUUUCCAGGGAACCCGCGAGCAACCUACAGGGCUUUGUUCGACUCUCUCAGAAGCAAGGCAGAGGGUAGGGCCCAGUGGUCGCACGGUUCGGCGUGGGUUUCCCUGCUAGAGUCAAGUGACGGAGAGCGAAAGAAAGCGGCCAUCUUCUAUGCGCUGACGGCCAUCGCCUUCGUUAGAUGGUACGCAUCUCAAGAGCACCUCAUCGGCAGUUCGGUGGCACCCGAGGAAGCCGCCCAAGGAGUGUUGGCGAGGGCUCUUGGUCCCAAGCCCAAAGAUGACGAGAACAGCAAGGAGGGAUGGGAACGACGCCGAAAGAGGCUCGACAAGCACCUGACCCGUGGACGGAAGUGGUCGCGGCUGGUGAAGGACCUCGGCUUCGGUAUCCUGCUCAAGGAUGCGUGGCAACUCGCCAACUCCCCAGAGGUGACAUUGGAAACGCUGGUCAGAGGGCUGCUAGGCAGCCCGGAGAAGAUGGCCGUCUUGCGGCUCCUGGAGGCCCAGGUGGCAUUGCUCUUGGAGACAGGCAGGACGAGCCCAGACAAGUUCCGCCAUGACGUAAGGAGCGCAAGCCUGUCGUCCCCAAGCCCAGCGCUGUCUGCCGCAUGUGUCGAGCUUGGCACCUUGUCUGAGCAGAUCCGAGACUCCAUCACUGGCAACAUGCUCCUUGUCGAGGGCACUGACUUCCUUUUCGGCGUGGACUCGCUCCGAAGGCUGAGUGGGAGGACGUGGCUUAAUGAUGAGGUCAUACUCGCUUGCCUACACCUAUCUGAUAAACUUGCGUUUGUCCGCGUCGGCUUCUCUGUUUCAAUCCAUCAGCAGAUGCAGGCCCACAGCUUGAUGCAGCGCCCGUUCGAGAGGGUUGUGGAGCAGAUGGCGAAAUGGCAUCGCCAGGUGGAGGCAGGAACCCGCCUGGUCUGCUUCUUUCCUCUCUUCCAGAGCCAGAGCCACUUUAGCCUCCUCGAAAUCAACGAGAGGGAAGAGUCUAUCUUCCACUAUGACUCGAUGGGCGAAACAGAAGACAGUGAUAUCAAGGUUCGCAGAGAGAUAUGUGAGAAAGAGCUCCCUCGUCUUCGAUACAUCGAGAAGGUGGGUGCCCUGCAUGUCAGUAUUUUGGAAAUUUAA